GUUUUUAGGGUCUUAUUUCCACGUGUGUCUCUCGCUGAAUGUAAGGAAUCAAUCGUCUGACCAUUUCCGACUUAUCGCCCCUUUCCUAUUCGAUGAACAAUCUGGCACUGAUUUCUACUUGUCUAGAAGUUGUUACUCCGGAUACCAGGGCUGUUCCUUGUGAAGGACGUGAAUCUUUUGAAGACCUCUCCUGGGUACUACAAUUCGAAUUCUGCAACCGUGUCUUGGCCUAAAUCCUAGCCCCCCUUCCCCUCGAAAGCAAAAUGGAAACGACGCACGUAUGGGACGUUCUCCGAUCUUGAUCAAACGGCUAUGAUUGGUCAUCCGAAGCGAAAAGUGUUUGGGGCAAAACUAACUUCCCCCUCUCAGUAAGCACAGGGAGCACGAAGCGUCCUCCAAAAAGAGUAAAAUAGGCGCCAAAACCCCUCCUCCCUCGGCGGUCACCGGAACCCGAACGAGCGCCAAUAUUGCCUUCCCUCUCGCCUGAGGAAUCCCCCCUUCCUCCUCCCUCUUAUACCCCCGCGGAAUACCGGACUCCGAUGGCCGGCCUAUCCUUUUAUCUUGACGGGGUCCCUCUGGAUGCCCCCCUCUUGAACCCCUGCAACGGCCCUUCUCUCUCCCCCGACUUCGCCGACACCGACGCCGAGCUCCGGCUUCUCUUCGACCAGAUCUCCGCCACUCUUGCCGGAGAUUCCUGGCCGGAGAGCCCAGGGUUCGAAUCGCUCCGCUCCGAUCUCGUCGAGCGCUGGGUCCAGAGGUUCGUGGGCGAGGGCGGUGAAGGGAGUCCGUGCGAUCGGAGGUUUUCUUUGUGCCCGGAUCUUAGGCGGAGGAUCGAAGCGCUUAUCCGCGAACGUUUGAGCGAGAGAAUGGACGGGUCGAAGGAGGCGGGACGUCUGGGUCUUUCGCCGGGUUCGUCGGGUUCGAGGAAGAGGAAGAGGUACUUGGAGGACAUGCUGAGGCAGGUGAGAGCCUUCGCCGUCGACCCCCGCAGUGGAACGACUGGAGGAAGCGGUGGAGGAGAGGGAGGAGGAGAGGAAUGGGGGAAGCAGGUGCUGGAUGCGCGGCGUACUCUGUACCUGAGCACGGCCGAGUUCGCUAAUAUCGAGGAUUUUCCUUCGUAUCCUCAGAUGAAUCAGAAAAAUGAUGAGCAGUCUUCAGUAAAAGCAUGGAAGAAACGGGGAGGAACUGUAACUCGGCCACAACGGAGAUCUCCAAGAAUAGCUCAAAAGCUGAAUGUUAAUGCACGUCAUCUUGUUACCCUUAGGAAACGAAUUGGAGUUGGUCCCUCCUUUCAGGCUGAUGUUUUAGAGUGGACAGGCCUACCCAAUGUGGAAGAACAUUCCGAGGACAAAGAUUUGGAUGAUUCAAAGUGGUUGGGUACCAGAGUCUGGCCAUUAGAAGGUGAUGAUAGAAGAACUAGUGAGGUGAUGAUUGGGAAAGGCAGGACAGACUCAUGUGCCUGUGCCUCUCCGGGAUCAUUAGCCUGCAUUAGGUCUCAUGUAAGUGCAGCAAGACUUCGACUCCAGUCUGACCUAGGUCAAGCUUUCUUCAGUUGGGAAUUUGAUGGAAUGGGUGAAGACAUUUCCACGUUGUGGACGCAUGAGGAGCAGAUGACGAUUGACCCUCUUGAAAGACUGAAUCCUGAGUCAGAAUGCAAGACUUUCUGGAAACUUGCCGAGAAAUGUUUCACCUCCAAGAGCAGACAAGAUUUAGUGAGGUACUACUUCAAUGUCUUUAUUCCAAGGCGGAUGAGCAGCCAGAGCAGAUUGCCAUCUGCAGAGCUCAGUUCUGAGGAAGAUGACGAUGAUGACAAUAACAAUGAUGCCAAGAAAGAUGAUGAUGACAAGAAAGAUGAAAAACCUCAUGACGAUGAUAAGAAGGGCAAAGCUCUUCAGGCCUCACGCUCCAGUUCUUUUCAAAGGUCUAGAAAGUCGAAGAAGAAACCUUGAAGGCAUAUUGUCCGCCAUAUGGGCAUACCGUUGUGGUGCUUCAGCAUGUAGGCUACUCUGAAGUCAGACGUUGUUUGUGUUUCUUGGCUUGGUGAUUAAGAGAUUCCAGAUGGGUCUAAUUUUUGCGGAUUUUAGAAGGUUCAUAGCCAGUAAGGUUCAAAGAAUGAGCCGGUUAGGUAGAUCAUCCUCAACAGCUAAAACUGAUCGGUAAAAACUGAUGGGAACCUUGUUGAGUUCGUAGCUGUCAGGGGAUAUUUUCAAUAAUUUGAUUUUUCAAAUGCACAGGAUAACUGUAAAAAGAGGUAUCACACUACGUGUUUCACAAUUUUGGAUAUUUUGUGUUACAAUUGGUUUUUUGCUGGAUUAAUAUCAUUUUUGCCUAUUUAUAGCAACUUUAGAAAUGGCAGAUUUUACA
Messenger RNA from Elaeis guineensis (African oil palm), 2364 nucleotides. Lineage: Eukaryota; Viridiplantae; Streptophyta; Magnoliopsida; Arecales; Arecaceae. The record is from RefSeq and is a predicted model, not a curated record.